AUGCAAAAUGUCGAAAUAGCGCCUUGGAAAUCCAAUACUCCACUAGCAUUCAUAGAAAGCGUUGUUUUUGUCUGUGCCUCGUUGGAUUAUAUUAUCUUUACUAUCUUAUUUUUGGUGAAUCUGGUAUCGACGUGGCAACAUGUUUCGACUUCUCAAAAGAUUACAUCGUUUUUGAUCAUAUUGGUGUUUAUGGCAUUGCGAGUCUUUUAUAUCCCAGCACUGCUACUACUGGUUCCGUCUUCCUACAUUGUUCAAUUUGAAUUUCGUACCAUUCUUUUUUCUGUGACAUGCAUUGCUGCAGUGUAUGUAAUGACAUUCUUAAUCCCCAUGGCGAUUGGUAUUUGGGGUGCAUUCAAGUUUGAGGCGUGGCCAUCCAAAGCAAACACCGAAGCAGCUAAUGGAAAGCUCGUGCACAUGCUAGGUUCAGGAAAACUGUCUCAAAUGGUGAUAAUGAUCCAAGUGAAUAACGAAGAAGUUCAUGCUGUUAUUCGUACAAUCAAGUCAAUUGUGAGAAGCACUUAUGAUCCACGAUAUCUUGUGGUGCAUAUCGGAUUCAAUUCGGAUGAGCAAAGCAAAACGUAUUUGCAGAUUGUUCAGUUUUUGAGUGGCAAGCGUCAGCAUCCUGCCCAAGGGUAUCCUCUUCGUCACCCCAUUGAGCACGAAAGCGUCCAAUUUGUACUUCAUAGGGGUAAAGGACACGGACAGGGAGUUGUGUAUUCUGAGAUCCAGCAAACAUUCAAAGGAAUGAACCAUCGUACUUUUUUGGUCUCGGUGGAUGCGGAUAUGAUCUUGUACGAGGAUUGUCUUGUGGAAAUGGUUUAUAGCAUGGAAAACCGUGCAAAGGCAGUUGGUGUUACUGGAUUUAUUACUGGAACAUGUCCUAGUCGUGGAAGUGCGUUUCGUCAUUUUCAAGAGGCCGAGUUUGUUGCAGAGCAAAUGGUGGAUCGAUCUCUUGAAAUGGUAUUUGGGAAUUCAGCCAGUGUUCCUUGCUCCUUGAUCAUGGUAAAUCUGGCCGAAUUCGAAAAAAUUGCCAAAUCUUACUUGACUGAUGUUAAAUCGGACAACUUUGAGCACUUGGGUCAGGAACGGCUCAUUCUGUUUAUUUUGACCCAGCAACACAAGUCGACUUUUCUCAAGUUUUGUUCCAACGCACGAGUAAAAACUGAAGCUGCAACAUCAUGGAGCGCGGUAUUUGAGCAAGAGCAUAGAUGGCAUAUGCCAUACUUGUACAACAAGGCUCACUUUAUGGUUGACAUGAAUCUAUGGAUUGGAUUGCCUAUUGUGCAGACAUUUAAGCUUCUUCGUACAAGUGUUUGCUCAAUGCAUCUGUUUUUUCAUCUUGCCAUACUCCAGAUUUGGACUAGUAAUUCCUCUAUAAAAGAAGCUACGUCUAGUAUCUGGCUGGCACCUAUAGCCAUAUGGAUUAUGUACUCUACCUUUGCCAUUGCUAUAAAGCGAGUUUCCAUCAUAACCAUGUUUCCGUUGACUCUUAUUGUGAAUCCAUGGAUGCGUUUGCUUAUCAAUAGUAUCAACAUGAUCAGACAGCAAAUGACAAACCGUCCUAUUCCUAAAAAACAAGCUGUAUUGAAAAAUAUUCAGGUAGGAUACAACGUCAAAUCAGAAGCCAAAAGAUCCAUAGAGCUCGAGUCCAACAUAGUGACAAGCACGCCGCGACCGGAAUCUGUCCAAUCCAAGCCCACAGGUACAUCAACGACUUCAUCGACCACCUCUAUGUCGCAAAAAUUGCAUAGCUGCAAGAGUUUUGAUAGUCUGCAAGAGCCUGAGCCUGCCAAGCCACAACAUGGUACAGCGAUUGCUCGACUUGUACGGACUUCUUCCAUGCGUGGACUAAAAUCUACUGGGCUAAGUUCAAAUGCAUCUUCUACAGUCACAUCUGGUCAUUCCAAGGGCACUUCUGGAUCGCAAACAUUACAUAGAUCCAACUCUGCCAACUUCAAGCUAUUUGGACGUAGUUGA
This is a messenger RNA of Batrachochytrium dendrobatidis JAM81, 1977 nucleotides long. RefSeq lists its product as uncharacterized. Gene Ontology annotation, molecular function: chitin synthase activity. NCBI's taxonomy places the organism in Eukaryota, Fungi, Chytridiomycota, Chytridiomycetes, Rhizophydiales. Bases 1 to 1977 code for a protein of 658 amino acids. Gene Ontology annotation, cellular component: cell septum; cell periphery. The transcript has 11 exons. The record is from RefSeq and is a predicted model, not a curated record.